Molecule: messenger RNA, 996 nt
Organism: Penicillium samsonianum
Lineage: Eukaryota; Fungi; Ascomycota; Eurotiomycetes; Eurotiales; Aspergillaceae
Product: putative mitochondrial dicarboxylate carrier protein
Exons: 2
Coding region: 1-996 (331 amino acids)
Biological process (GO): transmembrane transport
Molecular function (GO): oxoglutarate:malate antiporter activity
Source: RefSeq, a predicted model, not a curated record
AUGGCAUCCACUAUCAAGGACAGCGCCAGCGAUGCUGCUGUCUCUGCACAAAAUGCAACCAAGUCCGCUAUUGAAAACCCCAAGUCUAAGGACUUCCUGCACCACCCGUACACACGCGCCGCCCUGCCCUUCAUCAACGGCGGACUAGCCGGCAUGACCGCCACAGUUGUGAUUCAACCCGUCGACAUGGUCAAAGUGCGCCUGCAGCUCGCCGGCGAAGGAGCCCGCACCGGUCCUCGUCCUUCCGCCCUCGGAAUCACUCGCGAUAUCAUCGCCUCCGGCAAAUUCCUCGAUCUCUACACCGGUUUGUCCGCUGGCAUCCUCCGCCAAGCCGUCUACACUACCGCGCGACUGGGAUUCUUCGAGACAUUUGUCAGGAAGCUCAAUACCCGCGCGCAAGCCGCCGACCGAAAUUUAACCUUCGGCGAGCGUGCUGCGGCAGGACUGAGUGCCGGUGGAAUCGCAGCCAUGAUUGGAAAUCCGGCCGACUUGGCCCUCGUGCGCAUGCAGGCCGAUGGCCUCAAGGCCCCCGAGGCUCGCGCCAACUAUCGAUCCGUCUUUGAUGCUCUCGGUCGUAUCACCCGCACCGAAGGCCUCGCUGCCUUGUGGGCUGGUGCUACGCCCACAGUUGUGCGUGCUAUGGCCCUCAACUUGGGUCAGUUGGCUUUCUUCUCUGAGGCUAAGCAGCAGCUUAAGCAACAUACUUCUCUCUCGUCUCAGAGUCAGACUUUUGCUGCUUCCGCCAUUGCCGGCUUCUUUGCUAGUUUCUUGUCUCUGCCUUUCGAUUUCAUCAAGACCCGUCUUCAGAAGCAACAGAAGGACCCCAAGACUGGCUUGCUUCCUUACAAGGGCUUGAUGGAUUGUGCGCGCAAGGUUGCCAAGGACGAGGGUUGGUUGCGCUUCUACCGUGGCUUUGGAACUUACUACGUCCGGAUCGCUCCUCAUGCAAUGGUCACCCUCAUCGUGGCUGAUUAUCUUAACCUCCUCACCAAGUAA